Messenger RNA from Microdochium trichocladiopsis, 1002 nucleotides. RefSeq lists its product as uncharacterized. Lineage: Eukaryota; Fungi; Ascomycota; Sordariomycetes; Xylariales; Microdochiaceae. Bases 1 to 1002 code for a protein of 333 amino acids. The record is from RefSeq and is a predicted model, not a curated record. The transcript has a single exon.
AUGCUUCAGAUCACUCUCCUGAUGGGCGGCCUCGCAGCCUUCGCCCAAGCCGCUGCUCUCCAGUCUAUCCCAGCCGCUGCCCUGUUUUCCCGCGCACAAAGCCCGAUCAACUGCGGUCCUUUUCCCGGUAAAGGUCCUAGCGAGGGUACUACCUACGUGUCGGCAUCCGGCAAGAGCUACAAGAUCCUCUGCAACGCCGAGAGGGGCGCUUACAGCGGCUGGUACUAUGCCCAGGGCUCAUUCCCCACCGCCGAGUCAUGCAUCGAUGCCUGUGCAGCCGGCGCGGUCCAAGGAUGUGUCUAUGCCUCCUGGAACAAUCAGGGUGCUUAUUGCGCCCUGGCAACCAAUGUCGACCUGACUGGGAAUGGUUAUGAAUACAACACAAUAGGCGGCACGUAUAUCAAGACUCUCAACUGCAAGGACGGAUCCAGUGACAACACUGUCUGGACUACACCCGCCGGAAAAUACCAGAUCCUGUGCAACUACCAGUACGGCGGCACCACCUUGGGUGCCUCAAAGCGCGCCGAGACGUUUGAGCAGUGUGUCGGUUUCUGCGACAGCACCAACGGCUGUGUGGACGUCGUGUACAGCGAGGCCAAGUACUGCUGGCUCAAGAGUUCAAAGACAAACGGUUACAAGAGCCCGGGCUGGUACACCGCCAUCAAAGUGCCCGACAACUUCCAACCUGCCAAGCCUGACGAUGUUACACCUGUGAGCAGCAGCCAAAUUGGCGCCAUCAACUGCUUCGACAACUCAGCCGAUGGUACUACCUUCAAGGCUGCCUCCGGCAACUCCUACGACAUUGCCUGCAACUACCAGUACGAUGGUGAUACUAUUGACAGCAUUUACACUCGCACUUUCGAGGACUGCGCCAACCUUUGCGACACUACUGAUGGCUGCAUCGACGCUGUGUGGAGCAAGGCCAACUACUGCUGGAUGAAGUCUUCCAAGACUGGCACCGGAUACAAGUCGCCUAAUUGGUUCAGCGCUAUCAGGAAGUAA